AUGAAUGAAGCGAGACGCCAACAGAUCGCAGUCGCUCUUCGCCAGUACCGUGAAAAGGUAUUACAGCACAAUUCAUUCUUGCUCCGUACUCUAGUAGAGAAGGUGGAAGCCCAGCCUGCUCCGUGGAACUGUCCAGAAUCGGUCGCACAGAGACUACGAAUGCAAGCCAUCCAAGAACUCGUAGGAGUUCCUGAGUCUAUCACAUCGCCACGAGAUGUCCUUGAUGCAAGCAUUGCAGAGAGGGGUGUGGAGGUUGCCGAAUUCCCCCCCUCAGACUUGGAGUACCUCUGCACACUCGUUAGUGGCAUCACAGGUCCGGGAUUGCCAUUUCAUCGAGAAGCAUCUCAUUUCGACUUCAUCACCCCUCUCCAGCGCGAAAAGAUGAAGGACAUGAUGGAGGCUGUCUGUGUGCCAAUACGGAAUGAUACAGGAUACGGGGAACACAACCAACUCACGUGGAUCUGGGAAGAAUGGGAAAUUGCCAUAGCAUUCAAGAUUGGUGGUGGUCCCCGCAGUUGGGGUGGCUCAUACGCGAUAUACUGCCGGAAUGAGGACAAGGAGCAGUGGAAAUGGAGAUAUGGAGUUCAUGAUGAAGACUGGUACAGCGAUGUCUAUGAGGAUGUGGAGGAAUUUCUUGGCUUCUAUGCUUUUUUUAAUGAGCAAACUGAGGAAGAGCUUGAGGAUGACAUAACUAGCUUGUCAGCACUAGUAGGAUUUUAG
Fusarium redolens is the source of this 720-nucleotide messenger RNA. RefSeq lists its product as uncharacterized. Lineage: Eukaryota; Fungi; Ascomycota; Sordariomycetes; Hypocreales; Nectriaceae. The coding region runs from base 1 to 720 and encodes 239 amino acids. The transcript has 2 exons. The record is from RefSeq and is a predicted model, not a curated record.